GCAUUUUCGUGCAUCAUAGGUUUUCAAAAUGGGACUAUAAGAACCUUAUCUUCAUGAAUGUCAUUGCGAUAAGGAAAUCCUUCCAACUACCAUUUCUCCUACGUUUGCCUCUAUCUGCUGCUUGUGAAUAUCGAAGGUAUUCAACUAGCUAUUGAGAGGAAAAUGUCGCCGAGAAUGAGAGUGGCGGUGGUGGGAGGCGGCGUAAGUGGGCUGGUGGCCGCAUACAUUCUGGAGGGUGGUGGGGUGGAGGUGGUACUCUACGAGAAGGAGGAUUACUUGGGCGGCCAUGCCAAGACCGUCACUGUCGAUGGAACUUCUCUCGACCUUGGUUUUAUGGUCUUUAAUCGAGUUACAUACCCAAACAUGAUGGAAUUCUUCGAGACUCUUGGAGUCGACAUGGAGCUCUCGGACAUGUCGUUCGCAGUGAGCUUGGACGGAGGUCGAGGAUGCGAGUGGGGCAGCCGGAACGGCUUCUCAGGAUUGUUUGCGCAGAAGACGAAUAUUCUCAACCCAUACUUUUGGACAAUGAUUAGAGAAAUAAUCAAAUUCAAGGAUGAUGUCCUAAAUUACCUUGAGCAGCUCGACAAUAAUCCAGACAUCGAUCGAACAGAAACAUUAGGCCACUUCGUCCAGUCACAUGGUUACUCCGAGUUAUUUCAGAAAGCUUAUCUUAUUCCGAUCUGUGGUUCAAUCUGGUCAUGCUCUUCGGAAGGAGUAAUGAGCUUCUCAGCAUAUUCAAUACUUUCAUUUUGUCGAAAUCACCAUCUUUUACAGCUUUUUGGUCGGCCUCAAUGGCUUACCGUCAAAUGGCGUUCCCAAGAUUAUGUUAAUAGGGUUAGGGAUGUGCUCGAAAGUAGAGGCAGUCAUAUAAGAACCAAUUCCGAAGUGUGUUCAGUUUCAACAAAUGAUGACGGUUGUACUAUAAGUUGUAAGGAUGGGUCGGAAGACACAUACGAUGGGUGCAUAAUUGCUGCACACGCUCCGGAUGCUCUCAAGAUGUUAGGACAGCAGGCAACCUUUGAUGAAUUAAGAAUACUCGGAGCAUUUCAAUACGCCUACAGUGAUAUUUUCCUUCAUCGCGACAAAACAUUGAUGCCCAGAAAUCCAGCCGCGUGGAGCGCUUGGAAUUUUCUUGGAUCCGUCGAUAACAAAGUUUGUGUGACGUAUUGGCUCAACAUCCUUCAGAACAUCUCUGAGACUGGGCUUCCUUUUCUAGUGACGCUAAAUCCCCCAUCCACGCCUGAACACACACUGCUUAAGUGGUCGACAGGCCACCCAAUCCCAUCUGUUGCUGCAACAAAAGCUUCAUCCGAGCUAAAUCUAAUCCAAGGAAAGAGGAGAAUAUGGUUUUGUGGAGCAUAUCAAGGCUAUGGCUUUCAUGAGGAUGGACUAAAGGCAGGUGUAGUUGCUGCAAACGGUUUGCUUAGAGAAAGAUGUACGCUUCAUAACAACCCCAAACACAUGGUACCUACCUGGCUGGAAACCGGGGCACGUCUUCUUGUUACUAGGUUUCUUGAUAGUUUUAUAGCGACUGGCUGCAUAAUUUUAUUGGAAACCGGAGGUACGAUGUUUACCUUUGAAGGCACCAAAAAGAAGAGCUCCUUGAAAGUAUCUUUGAGAAUCCAUACUCCUCAGUUUUACUGGAAGGUUGCGACUGAAGCUGAUUUAGGCCUAGCUGACGCCUAUAUUAACGGGGAUUUCUCUUUUGUUGAUAAGAAUGAAGGGCUUCUCAACCUUUUCAUGAUAUUUGUUGCCAACAGAGAUUUAAGUACUUCUACCUCAAAGUUAAACAACAAAAGGGGAUGGUGGACUCCUUUGCUUUUCACUUCCGCAAUAGCAUCUGCAAAGUAUUUCUUUCAACAUAUGUCAAGACAGAACACACUAACUCAGGCACGCCGCAACAUCUCAAGGCAUUACGACCUUAGCAACGAACUCUUUUCCUUGUUCCUGGACGAGACAAUGACGUACUCUUGUGCAAUAUUUAAGACUCAAGAUGAAGACUUGAAGAUUGCUCAGCUGAGGAAAGUCUUUCUUCUCAUUGAAAAGGCAAGAAUCAAUAAGAAUCACCACAUUUUAGAGAUAGGAUGUGGUUGGGGAACAUUAGCCAUUGAAGCCGUUAGACGAACUGGCUGCAAAUAUACGGGCAUCACCCUGUCGGAACAGCAGCUGCAAUAUGCUGAAGCUAAAGUCAAGGAAGCUGGCCUUCAGGAUCGUAUAAAAUUUCUUCUAUGCGACUACCGCCAAUUGCCCAACACCGAUAAAUACGACAGGAUAAUAUCCUGUGAGAUGUUAGAAGCUGUGGGGCAUGAGUAUAUGGAAGAGUUUUUUAGGUGCUGCGAAUCUGUACUACAGGAAGACGGUAUUCUCGUUCUUCAGUUCAUAUCGAUACCAGAUGAGAGGUACAACGAGUACAGGCAAAGUGCAGACUUCAUUAAGGAAUAUAUAUUCCCUGGUGGAUGUCUGCCCUCACUUAGCCGAGUAACAACAGCCAUGUCUGCUGCAUCAAGACUUUGCGUUGAGCACCUUGAAGACAUAGGAAUCCAUUACUAUCAAACGCUCAGACGUUGGCGGGAAAGCUUCCUCGAAAAGCAAAGUAAAAUCCAGGCUCUGGGAUUCGAUGAAAAGUUCAUCAGGACGUGGGAAUAUUAUUUCGACUAUUGUGCCGCUGGAUUCAAAACUUGUACUCUUGGAAACUACCAGAUUGUAUUCAGUCGACCUGGAAAUGUUGAGGCCUUCGGUGAUCCAUACAAGACUAUACCUUCUGCUUACUGACAGUUUCACUUCUAAUAAAUUGGCUUCUUUUGCAACUGUACAAGAUUUGUCUUUUCAGGGUUCAAGAGCAACCCGUCAAUCAUUAGUGGCAUAUAUAUUUCAUUUUUUGUGACUAUACAUAUUCGAGAAAAUUGUAAUAUUAGUCCCAAAUUAUGAGGUUUUUUUACAAGUUUGGUUCCAUGCUUUUGAAAACAGCCAAUUUUAGUCCAAACUUCUAUUUUUUCUUGUGUAAACUUAGUUUUACUGUUAAGCGAAAAGGGAACGUUCUUAGACGUGGUCGUUUGUAUGACUGGCUGUUUGUAUGGAAUUAUGUUCAAAGGCAGAUUGUGGUUUAUUUGCAA
Messenger RNA from Sesamum indicum (sesame), 3113 nucleotides. RefSeq lists its product as uncharacterized. Gene Ontology annotation, molecular function: oxidoreductase activity; methyltransferase activity. NCBI's taxonomy places the organism in Eukaryota, Viridiplantae, Streptophyta, Magnoliopsida, Lamiales, Pedaliaceae. The record is from RefSeq and is a predicted model, not a curated record.